This is a messenger RNA of Gavia stellata (red-throated loon), 1784 nucleotides long. It is a transcript of the gene FRRS1, whose product is annotated as ferric chelate reductase 1. The record is from RefSeq and is a predicted model, not a curated record. The transcript is spliced from 15 exons. Gene Ontology annotation, molecular function: oxidoreductase activity, acting on metal ions. Bases 3 to 1784 code for a protein of 593 amino acids. NCBI's taxonomy places the organism in Eukaryota, Metazoa, Chordata, Aves, Gaviiformes, Gaviidae.
AGAUGGAGCUGCCUGGCCUUGCUUUUGCUGUUGGGGUGUUUAUUUGCUUCUAUGCAUCUGUGGAUGGCUAUCCAAGUGGAAAAAUAAGAGAAGCCUGCACUAGCAUGAUACCCUGUCAUGGUAGCUCUCCACAACUCUCACCUGAGCACACCAUUACAGUGAAUGGGACUGAAUUUAAACCAGGGGACAACAUAGAAGUUCAUCUGUCUGGACCAGAUUUUGAAGGAUUUUUCAUACAAGCCCGGGAUGCAGAACACCUGGAUAGCUCUGCAGUUGGCUCUUUCGUGUUAGUUGACCGGAAACUUUCUCAGCUUCUGACAUGUGGCCGUACCAAGAAUUCAGCUGUUAGUCACACAAGUAAAGCAAAAAAGAAAUACAUAAAAGUUUAUUGGAUUGCUCCUGGAGAUGCACCAAAACGUGUACAGUUUCUAGCCACAGUUGUGAAGAAAUACAAGACUUUCUGGGUGAAGAUUCCUGGUCCUAUUGUUUCUCAGCCUAAUGCACCAUCCCCAACAACAGCCUUGCAUGCAACAUCAGAGGCUGUAUCAACUUCACACCUGGCUUCCUACUUAUUAAAACCAUUUAAUGCAUCAGGUUGUGGAAGUAUGAAGUUCUGCAUUAGGAACCCUUCAAACUGUGAUCCUGAAAGUGCCUCCUGUUUUUUUCUAUCCUUCCAACACGAGAAGAGUUCAGUAUUUAUUGAAAUGAGUGGUCCAAGUGAAGGAUAUUUAGCAUUUGCAUUGUCCCAUGACCAGUGGAUGGGUGGUGAUGAUGCAUAUCUGUGCGUUAGUGAGGACCACCGUGUUCAUGUAAGCACUGCCCAACUGAAGGGGCGAACUCCUCCUGUUUUGGAUUCAGAGAAUGCCCUUGAAGAUGUGUCAUGGAGGCUUGUGGACGGUGUUCUUCAAUGUUCUUUCAGAAGGAGUAUUCAUCUUCCUGCUUAUAAAGGGAGAUUUAAUCUGGAUGCCAGUUACUACAUAUUUCUGGCAGAUGGGGAAGCUAGUGAAGGUGGACUAAUAUACAAACAUUGUCGUCAGCCUCUGAUCACCAAUGGAAUAUACAAUGUCACAGGCCUUCCUCAGGAUAUUGGAGGUUCCCGGUCCCCACGACUUAUCAAGGCUCAUGGAGCGCUAAUGUUUGUUGCUUGGAUUACCACAGUUAGUAUUGGUGUUAUUGUUGCACGAUUCUUCAAACCUGUCUGGUCUCAUUCAUUCCUGUUUGGAAAGGAGAUGUGGUUUCAGGUGCAUCGUGUGCUUAUGUUGACCACAGUCAUGCUUACAAGCAUUUCUUUUGUUUUGCCUUUUAUAUACCGAGGAGGUUGGAGCCAACAAGCAGGUUUUCAUCCCUAUCUCGGCUGUACCAUGAUGGCUGUGACAAUCUUUCAACCACUUAUGGCAGGUUUCAGACCAUCUCGUCAUGCACCAAGGAGGCCAUUGUUUAACUGGUUUCACUGGAGUACUGGUACAACAGCUAGAAUACUAGCUGUGGUGACUAUGUUCUUGGGAAUGGAUCUACCAGCACUUGACCUACCAGACCCAUGGGACACCUAUACGAUGAUUGGUUUUGUAGCUUGGCAUGUCGGUAUUGAUGUUCUUCUGGAAAUACACAGCUACUGUCUCAUACGUAAAGUUGAAGUGAUAGAGGAUGACAGAGUACAGAUACUGCAGUCGCUCACAUCUGCAGAAGCAGAGGGUCGUCUGUUUAAACAGAUUGUGUUAACUAUCUACACCUGUGGAAAUAUAGUAUUCCUCAUUGCCUUCCUGGCAGCAAUCAACCAAAUAUGA